CUGCGAUGCUGCUGUCGCGUCUUUUUCUGCUGGGGCUCGCCUCUGCUGGUUCCGGCGCGGUGGAGCUCACCAGAAAGAAUUGGGACGAGAUGACGAUGGGCAAGACCGCCUUCGUCAAGUUCUUUGCCCCAUGGUGUGGCCACUGCAAGAAGAUGAAGCCCGAUUGGGACAGGCUGAUGGAAGAGUACGAGGACUCCAGGACCAUCAUAGUGGGCGACGUGGACUGCAUCGGUGCGGGCAAGGAGCUCUGCAAGGACCACAACGUGAGGGGCUAUCCCACCAUCAAGCACGGGGACCCCACGGAGCCCGACGGCAUGGCAGAGUUCCCCGGCGAGCGCACCUACAGUGCGAUAAGCAAGUUUGCAGCGGGCCUCAAGCCGCAGUGCACCCCGAGGACCCUCGAGCACUGCCAGCCAGAGGACAGGGAGUUCCUGCAGUCCAUCCAGCGCCUCUCCGACGACGAGAUCGUCAGCAAGUGGGAGGAGAUCAGGGCCAAGGCGAGGGCCGCAGAGGCGGUCGUGGAGGCCAGGAUCUCGGACUACGAGAAGCUCCAGAAGCGGGAGGCGUGGUUCGCGGAGGUGGAGCAAAUGCCAGCCCCGGAGAAGCAGGAGCUGUGA
Molecule: messenger RNA, 617 nt
Organism: Prorocentrum cordatum
Lineage: Eukaryota; Dinophyceae; Prorocentrales; Prorocentraceae
Source: the annotation of a GenBank genome assembly